Gadus chalcogrammus (walleye pollock) is the source of this 10460-nucleotide messenger RNA. It is a transcript of the gene kif21b, whose product is annotated as kinesin family member 21B. The transcript is spliced from 34 exons. The record is from RefSeq and is a predicted model, not a curated record. NCBI's taxonomy places the organism in Eukaryota, Metazoa, Chordata, Actinopteri, Gadiformes, Gadidae. The coding region runs from base 373 to 5472 and encodes 1699 amino acids. Gene Ontology annotation, biological process: microtubule-based movement; mitotic spindle organization. Gene Ontology annotation, molecular function: microtubule binding; microtubule motor activity; ATP binding.
UCGCCCAGUUCACGGCUGAGGAGGCUCCGUUGUGUCGGUGGUGGUACUGGUAUCUCUGUGUUAAACUGGGAGAAGAGGUUCGAUGUCUGCAGCACGGUUCGCCUCUAUGACUUUAAACAGGAUGCAGCGGACAGACACAAGACGGGGAUAACGAAACCGAGCGAGGAGACAACGACGGGCGUGAAAUGAAGGCGGGAGGUGAAAAGGAAACAGACGAGUUUUAUAAGGCGGUGUGUGUCGGCAGGUCUUCAUGGCCAGGCUCACGGUCCUCUCUACCCCACAGUGGCGUCUGAGGUGCAGCAGCGGGUCCUCAUCAUUUGGGCACAUUGAUAUAAAUCAGAUAUAGCUGAAGUUCUCCUCUCCGGCUCCAGGAUGGCUCAGAGCGACUGCUCUGUCAAGGUCUCCCUGAGGAUCCGCCCCCAGAUGGCCAAGGAGAAGAUCGAGGGUUGCCACGUGUGCACGCUGGUCACGCCCGGGGAGCCCCAGGUGCUGCUAGGGAAGGACAAGGCCUUCACCUACGACUACGUGUUCGACAUCGACUCCCAGCAGGAGCAGCUCUACCACGCCUGCGUGCACAAGCUGAUCGAGGGCUGCUUCGACGGCUACCACGCCACAGUCUUCGCCUACGGACAGACGGGCUCGGGCAAGACGUACAGCAUGGGCACGGGCUUCGACCUGAGCGUGAGCGAGGAGGAGCAGGGCAUCAUCCCCCGCGCGGUGCACCAUCUGUUUGAGGGGAUCCAAAGCCGGCGCGCCGAGGCACAGCAGGCCGGCGUCCAGCCGCCAGACUUUAAAGUCAGCGCCCAGUUCCUGGAGUUGUACAACGAGGACAUCCUGGACCUGUUUGACAGCUCCAAGGACCUGGACAGCCGCUGUAGGAAGUCCAACAUCAAGAUCCACGAGGACGCCAGCGGCAGCAUCUACACCACCGGAGUCACCUCCCGGUUGGUCCAUUCAGAACAGGAGAUGCUGCAAUGCCUGAAGCUGGGGGCUCUCUCACGCACCACGGCCAGCACGCAGAUGAACGCCCAGAGCUCCCGCUCGCACGCCAUCUUCACCAUCCACCUCUGCCAGAUGAGGGUCUGCCAGCCGGCCCACCUGGAGAACGGGGGGGAGCUGAGCGGGGAGCUGAACGGCCUGGUCUCCGGGGGGACCAUGAGUCAGCCAGAGUACGAGACCCUCAUGGCCAAGUUCCACUUUGUGGACCUGGCCGGUUCUGAGAGGCUGAAGCGCACCGGGGCCACUGGGGAGAGGGCCCGGGAGGGGAUCUCUAUCAACUGUGGACUGCUGGCUCUCGGGAAUGUGAUCAGUGCUCUAGGAGACCAGACUAAGAAAGGAGGUCAUGUCCCAUACCGAGACUCCAAGCUCACCCGCCUGCUGCAGGACUCACUGGGAGGGAACAGUCGGACGGUGAUGAUCGCGUGCGUGAGUCCGUCAGACAGGGACUUCAUGGAGACCCUGAACACGCUGAAGUACGCUAACCGGGCGCGCAACAUCAAGAACAAGGUGGUGGUGAACCAGGACAAGACCAGCCAGCAGAUCAGCGCCCUGCGGGCUGAGAUCGCCCGUCUGCAGCUGGAGCUGAUGGAGUAUAAAGCGGGGAAACGCGUGGCGUCCGAGGAGGGCUCGGAGGGCUUCAGCGACCUCCACCAGGAGAACGUCCUGCUGCGGCGGGAGAGCGACUCGCUGCGUCUCCGCGUCAAGGCCAUGCAGGAGACCAUCGACCACCUCAACACGCGCGUCACCCACAUGCUGGCCAAUCAGAUCAGCACCCUGCUCACCAAGUCUGGCGAGGGCACCCAGGAGAUCAGCUCUCUGAUCCAGAACUACAUCAGAGAGGUGGAGGAGCUCAGGUCCAAGCUCCUGGAGAGCGAGGCCAUGAACGAAUCUCUGCGGCGGCAGGCGGCCCGGCUGUCCUCGCGCUCGCCCUUCACCUCCUCCUCAUUAAGCCCCGCCCCCGGGCACCCACCUGGCUCCUCCCCCGCCCCCCGGUCCAUGGAGGCGGAGAUGACGGACGUGAUCCGGCGGGCCAAGUUGGACAUCGAGCGGCUGAAGAAGAAGGAGAGGCGGCAGAGGAGGACGAGUCCGGAUCUGGAGAAAGGUUUGAAGAAAAGAGUGAAGCUGCAUUCCUACGAGAACGGAGAGAACGAACAGAACGGACAGAACAACGGACGUGAUGGAGAGAAUGGACAGAAUGGAGAGGUUGAUUCGGAUGACAACUAUGCUGAGGACAUCAUGUCUCCCUUGCAGGAGGAGAGUGGUAAUGACGAAGAUGAGGAUGAAGAGGAGGGUAGAGAUGAAGAGUUUGACAGCGAUGAGAGUCUGGUGGAUUCAGAGUCUGACUCUGAUGAAAAAGCUAACUACCAGGCCGACCUGGCCGACCUGACCUGUGAGAUCGAGAUCAAGCAGAAGCUGAUCGACGAGCUGGAGAACAGCCAGCGGCGGCUGCUGCAGCUGAAGCUCCAGUACGAGGAGAAGCUAAUCCUGCUGCAGAACAAGAUCAGAGACACGCAGCUGGAGAGGGACCGCGUCCUCCAGAACCUCAUGUCCAUGGAGAACUUCACUGAGGAGAAGGCGUGUCGCGUCAAGCAGGAUUAUGAGAAGCGCCUGAAGGAGAUGAACCGAGACCUACUGAAGCUGCAGGCGGCACAGAAGGAGCAUGGCCGUCUCCUCAAGAACCAGGGGCGGUACGAGCGGGAACUCAAGAAGCUCCAGGUGGAGGUGAAUGACAUGAAGAAAGCCAAGGUGACACUCAUGAAGCAGAUGAAGGAGGAGCAGCAGAGGAGGAGGAUUGUGGAGGCCAAGAGGAACCGGGAGAUUGCUCAGCUGAAGAAGGAACAGCGACGCCAAGAGUACCAGAUCCGGUCUCUGGAGUCCCAGAAGCGGCAGCAGGAGCUUGUGCUGCGCAGGAAGACCCAGGAGGUGACGGCGCUGCGACGGCUGGCCAAGCCCAUGUCGGAGCGCGUGGCGGGACGCGUGUCGCGCUGGGGCCAGCCUCUGCUCCCCCCGCCCCCUCCCCCACCGCCGGACUCCGGAGCCGAGCUGUCGGCCAGCACCACGGCCAGCAGCUCGGAGCCCGAGUCGGGCCGCACGGUGAUCGGCAUGGUGCGCCAGUGGAACAGCAAGCUCCACACCCACGGCUACCAGGCGGAGAGCGAGGGCAGCCUGGAGGGCGGCCGCAGCGGCCCCGGGGUCAGGAAGAAGAUCCAGAGGAAGGCGUUUGGCGUUGGCGUGGUGACGGCGGGCAUGCGGGGGGGCAGCCUAGCCAAGACGGCUCGCCAGAAGUGGCAGACGCUGGAGCGACGCAUCAUGGACAUCGUCAUGCAGCGCAUGACCAUCGCCAACGUGGAGGCCGACAUGGACCGCCUUAUCAAGAAGCGGGAGGAGCUGUCCGCCCAGCAGGAGGCUCAGCUCCACAAGAGGGAGGUGCUGAUGGCGGAGGGGGAGGGGCCGGAGGGCGAGGACCGGAUCAUCCUGGAGAUGAACGAAGAGAUCGAGGUCCUGAACGCCAACAUAGACUACAUCAACGACAGCCUGUCCGACUGCCAGGCCACCAUAGUGCAGAUAGAGGAGACCAAGGAUGAGCUGGACUCCGUGGACACCUCGGUGGUCAUCAGCUCCUGCUCCCUGUCGGAGGCCAGACACCUCCUGGACCACUUCCUCAAGGCCUCCAUCGACAAGGGUUUACAGGUGGCCCAGAAGGAGGCUCAGAUCAGACUGCUGGAGGGCCAGCUCAGACAGACCGAUAUGAUUGGCUCGUCCCACAACCACAUGAUUCUGGAUGCUCUAAAGCUCAAGGCAGAGUACAAUCCUGAACUUCAGGCUCUCAUCUACAAUGUUCAGCAUGAGAACGGCUCUGCCAGCACGGAUGAGGAACAGUCCGAGUUCAGCCAGCUUUCUGACAACAGUUUGGCCCACUUGAAAGAGUCCAACAGCCAGGAUGAUUUUAAAACUAAGACGGAGCCCCGCCUCCUGGCCCAGAUGAAGGCGGUGUCGGCGGAGUACCUGGGUCCAUCACCGGACUCGGCGGCCAGCAGCAGGCAGCAGUACAUCACCAAGUCCCUGGCCUCGCUGACCGACAUCCAGGAGGACUGCCUGGGGAUGGGGCUGGGCCUGGGGCUGAGCCUCAGCCUGGCCUCGGGGGGCUUCGGCCUCAACAUGGCCCUCAGGGACCCCGGCCACAAGGAGCGUGCCUCCCGGGCCGUCAGCCUGCCGGUCAGGGGACACACCUUUCCUAGGCAGUCCCGGGGUUAUGAGACUUCCCCCUUGAUGCGGAGGAAGUCCUACGACCGUGCAUACAGGCCGGCCGACGGCUCCACCCCUCCUUCCUCCCCCCCACUCCGGAUCAGGAACGACCGCAACGUCUUCUCCAGGCUCACCAGCAAUCACACCCAGGGCACCGCGCUGGACAAGUCGGACGACAGCGACUCCUCUCUCUCCGAGGUGCUCAGAGGGUCGAUCGUCCCCAUCGGGGGGGUGAAGGGCGGCCGCAGCGCCCCCCUGCAGUGCCUGUCCGUGGCGGAGGGUCACUCCAAGCCCGUGCUCUGCCUGGAUGCCACCGACGAGCUGCUCUUCACCGGGUCGAAAGAUCGUACGUGCAAGCUGUGGAACCUUGGGACAGGCCAGGAGUUGGUCACUCUGAAGGGACACCCAAACAACGUGGUUUCGGUCAGGUACUGCUCCUCCUCCGGCCUGCUCUUCUCCGUCUCCACCUCCUACAUCAAGGUCUGGGACAUCCGGGACAACGCCAAAUGUGUCCGCACGCUCACCUCCUCAGGGCAGGUGGUGGCGGGCGACGCGUGCGCGGGCACCACCACGCGCACCAUCACCUUUGCCCAAGGCGAGUACCAGAUAAACCAGAUCGCCCUCAACCCCUCCGGCACGGUGCUGUACGCCGCGGCGGGGAACGCUGUCCGUAUCUGGGACCUCACUAGGAUGCAGGCCAUCGGGAGGUUGACGGGGCACAUCGGCUCUGUCAUGUGUCUCACUGUGGGGCAGCCCCUCAAGGGCAAGGACCAGGUCAUCACCGGCUCCAAGGACCACUACGUCAAGGUGUUUGACGUAGCAGAAGGCACUCUGGGUAACGUAGGCCCGGCCCAUAACUUUGAGCCCCCCCAUUACGACGGCAUCGAGUGCCUGGCCGUGCAGGGAGACGUGCUGUUCAGCGGGUCCCGAGACAACGGCAUCAAGAAGUGGGACCUGGAGCAGCAGGAGCUCACACAGCAAAUCCCCAACGCCCACAAGGACUGGGUGUGUGCCCUGGCGUAUGUGCCCGGUCGCCCCAUGCUGCUCAGUGCCUGCCGGGGGGGCAUGCUGAAGGUGUGGAACGUGGAGAACUUCACCCCUAUAGGCGAGGUCAAAGGUCAUGACAGUCCCAUCAACGCUAUCUGCACCAACUCCAGGCACAUCUUCACGGCGUCCAGCGACAUGAGGGUGAAGAUCUGGCAAUCGAAGGCGAGGAAGAAGAUCUGAAGGAUCAGUGGAUCGCGUUGGGGGACGGAUUGACUGUAGCUUUGACCUCUGACCUGCAACCGUCUCCUACACAGGGGGGGGGGGGGGUGGGCUGGACCUGAAAGACGCUAACAAACUAAUUUAUCCGUUCGUCACUUAGAGAAAAAAAAUGAAAAAGAGACAUGCAAUAUGUUGGACCACAUCUGCUGUUUUUUGUGUUGUUUUCUCCGUUUGAUCUGCCAAUCUUAAAGUGCCAAGUGCCAAUAUCUGUUGCCAGUUUCCUCGGCCAGAGAAACACCCGGUCGAUGCGUCUUUUCCCGGUCCUCCAAGAUCCAUCUGGAAAGAAAAAAAGAAAAAGUGUCCUUCUGUUUAUUUGUCAAGAGAUGAAAACAGAAACAAAACAUGACAAUAGAGUGCUGCUCAGAGACAUCUUCCUGUGUGUAUAUUUAUUAAGACUUGUUCUAGAAUGACAUUGAUUGUCAUGAUUCCUGAUCCUACUGACUGAAACUCCCUCACCAUCCCGGUCCCCCCAUCCUGGCCAAAGACUGGACGUUCAACUGUUGGUCCUUCUCUUCUAAGUCAUGAGUCAUGGAUCAGACUGGAUGACAGCUGGCCUUCCAAUAGGUAGCAUCCAUCCUCCGCGCUGGCUGUGGUGGACCCACCGUGGACAGGAUGCUCCUGAAUAAACCAUCACUGAAAUGAGAUGAAAAAAUCGAAAGUUAAGAUUGAUGGUAGAAAACAAACAUGCAUGGGUCAGGGUCCCUGUACUUCAUGGUUUUGCUCCUCAUUUGUCUUUUUGUAUUUUUUUUUUUUGUAAUCCACUCUCCACUCUCUCUCCUGUCAGUCUACACCACUGACACUACUCCACCCUCCCACCUCCAUCUUCAUUUACUGCCAUUUUGUUUUGUCCUUCCCUACCUCAAUUGUUUUAUUUUUUUUGUUUAGAAGAAAGCUGAGCCGGCACCUAUUUAUGGGUUUCUGAGAAUAACUGACUGCUUUGCUUUUCCGACCUGUUAAUUUAUGUUGCCAAUAGGCCCUGGGUGGCCCCCCUGGGUGGGCCCCCUGGGUCUGCCCACCACUGACCUGGCACAGAGCAUGUCCACCAGCGCCUCUCCAUACUGUGUAUUUAUAUCUGCACUGCUUACUUCAGCGGAAACUAAACAUAAUGCAACACAUCCCCAACACAUUACGCCCACACAAACUCACACACUCUGCAAUACUUGUGAUCCAAGUACUUUAGGGACAGCCUAGCUCCGGGACAAGGGAGAGAGGGAGCCCCCAGUACCCACACACACCCACAUCCCCCAGCCUUAUCACCAGCAUCAAACUGCCGAGCCCUGCUGGAGCCUUCACCUCCCCACCAGUCACUCCUCUUCCCAGGGAGAGAGAGGAGGAAGAAGCACAUUAAUUGGUGCUCUUCCCGCUCUGCCUGCGGCAGCCGUUUGAAGCGCUAAAAAUAGUCUGAGAGUGAGGAGGGAUUUCUUCUUUAAAUGUCCUGAUUAUUAUUUUCCGCUGCGACAUGACAGAGAACCUUUCAAUUGAUGAAUUCGUUUUUUUGUUGUUUGAGCAAGGCUGUCUAUCUGGCUCAAACAAACACACGCACACAUAAAUAAGCAGGUGCUCUAGCACGCAUGCAAGCGUCCACGGAUACACACACACGCACACCACACAUACACUCGCACAGAGCCUUAUUGGAGGAUGUUGAUCAUUUCCAUUCUUGGAUUGCGAAUUAGCUCUUCGUACUACAGCUUUGUUUAGAGUCCAUUGAGCUAUAUUUAUUCACUCUCCAAGAACACACACAGAAGUGCAUUACACACAAGCAAAGAUACCACACACACUCGCACAGACUGCUCGCAAAAGUAACAAGUCUAGAAUUAAAGGUUUGAUCUGUUAUCUCUCUAUUGGCUGCUGUUAAGCAGAGUGUUUCCUCAUGUUUUCAGUGGUGGUGAGUUCUGUUUGCUUCCCUCACUGGAUUAAUGACUGACGCAUCAUGAGCUGCUUGGAUCUUAUCCUAUAUUAACAUUACUGGUACAUAUGGUUGGCCGUUGUACCAAACACAAACACACACACACACACAGAAGUAGUGAACUGCACAUGGUAAACUUGACGCGGGAACACAUUAAGUAGUCCAACUAAGUGUUACAUUCUAACAAUUUUUGACAGGAGCUCCGUAUACAAUGCAAUGUCUCUGUAUAGGUAGCUGCAUAUACAGCCUUUGACAUGUUUGAUCUGGUGUGUGUGUGUGUGUGUGUGUGUGUGUGUGUGUGUGUGUGUGUGUGUGUGUUUGAAUGAGAAAAAUGUUCUAUCACUCAGGAAUGAAUUGUAAGAUGGUUGUUUUAGCCAAAAUAAUUUUUGACAUUUCAGAAAAUGUAUGUAGCUCAUAUGAAUUUAACCAAAUGCUUAUUUUUAUUUCUUUAUUUUUAUUAUAAUUUCAAUGUGUUUUUUUUUUUCAUUGCUUUGUGCUCCCGUUAUUGUAUUCAAUCAUUCAUUGUUUGUGUUUAAAUCAUGCAGACCCCUUUUUUAAUCUCUCCCAUCCUGGUUUGUUCCCUUGAACCCUUCCAAUACUUAACUUCGGUAUUCAAUUCAAUUUUCUUACUGAAUUGUAUUUAGGAUUUCUAAUUUGGCUAAUUUGGCUUUUCACUCGAGGGUUUUUCCACUCGCGCUCUUCUUAAACGCGCUUGGCUUCCAGUCCUCCAGUUUAGCCCGGUUGCUAUAGCGCUCCAGCUUACCGUUUGGACUCAGACCUCACAAACAUGGCAGAGUUUUAUGAGGUUAUUUUCUCUUUUUUCCCCACUGUGAUUUUGUUGUACUGUGAUUAAGUAGUAAUCCUAGGUACUUCUUAAUGGCUCCAUGUUGACUGGAACAUGUUUUGUUCAAAAACCCUCCAGAAGCAGAUGCUUGUGCAUCCUCAGUGCUAUGCAUAGGGGUCUCUAGUGUGUGUGCCCCCUUCUGCGUGCGCUUACAUCCCAUUGGCUUAACGUCUCUGGCUGGCUGCUAUUCUCCACAAGAAUCCCCGCCCCUAGUAUCCCUCCCAGAAUGUGUUAUUCCGUAUUCAUCUAUGCACACACAAACGAAAUAUGGAGAUUGUUUGUCCAGACUUGUCUUAAUGAGCUUCUAGCUCUGCCAAUGUCAACCCCUUCCCUUGUGCUGAUCUUCUGUAUAUAAAUGUAUCCCCUGUGUUUCAAUCUAGGGAGAGAUGUUGUCAUGUUUAACAAUGUAGCUGGCAGACAUAAAGUAGCCUACUUGCUAUCGAAUCCUGCUUAUCAGUCCUAGCACUGUUUCACAGGCACACAGUCCAAAGUCGAGACUUGCCUCUCGAGUUUACAGAGUUUGUGAUGACCAUUGUGUUUAUCACAAAUCAAACCUAUACUGGAAUUUUGGCAUUUUUGUGGACUGUUUUGUGGAUGAGUUAUUGGUUUGGUGAAUACAAUGCUUUACAUACAAUCUGAGUGUGAAAAUAUUUCCAAUAGCUCAAGCACAUUGUUGUAGGAUUUGGUCUCAAUUAAUGCUAUUCGGCUUCAUUUGAGCUAUCAAUGGCUAUGGCUACCGCUUAGACGCACACCUCAUGUUAAUAUUACCAAACCGACUCAGCCAUCCAAUCAGCGGGCGAGCCGGGGAUCAUGUGACUAAUGAGAUUUUGAGUUCCUUAACCCCAGUAGUACAAGCAUCUGAGCAGCAGGAAUGAGGCCACAGCCAUAGGCCAAAGGUAUAAAUGGCCUCAACACAUAAAGGUAAGGAGGACUUGUAGAGGUGGUGCAAAAAUGUAGGAUUCACUGUCGUUGCUGGAAUUUUAAAUAGAUUCCAAUUCCGCCUGGAGUACGGAUCAUAUUAUUCGGCCAUCAUCUUCUCUGCUUAUUCGACCAGUUUGGCUGAUGGAAUGACCUUCAAAACCAACGCGCAGAUCCCCCUGCAGGGCACUGCACUGCAGAGCGGGGGAACGCAUCUGAAACACAGCCAAGCGUUGUUCAUGAGGGGACUGUGUGCUCGGGUGCUCGGUUGAAGAACCACAAGUGCACAAAUUUCUUUGCCCUGCUGUCGCAGAAAAUGAUUUUGCGUGUGUGUGUGUUUGUGUGGCUAGAAGUGAGGUCACUUGGGUAGCAGGUAUAUGUGAACUAUGAGCUCUUGGGACGUUAAGCACGGUCGAAGGUCAUAUGUGCCUUUUAUUGCACUGAAAACUUCCUCCAUUAAGACUGUAAAUGUAUGUACAGCUUUGAUUAUGUUUGUCCAGUACAUUUUGGGUUUUUAUUUUUUUAUUUUUAAUCCGACAAUGCAUGUAACCAAACCAUGUAAAUUGUCUCUUGACUGUAAAUAGUGUAAGUACGUAUUUAAUGAUCAACACAUGGAGGUCCCAUGGUGAAAAUAAAACCUAGUUGAAUACUGCUGUUCCUGUUUGUGUCGUCCUUUUCUGAAGCCUCCUUUUUGUUUGAUUAGGGGUAACAUGAAAGAAUGUCCUGUCAUUUUAUCAUGCAAACAAUUUUAUGUUUGGCGAUGUCUGUUUGUUAAUGCUAUGCAUUAACAAAUGCUAUGCAGUUUCAUGCUGAUAGAUGAAAUACGCAAACUGAGUUUGAAAAUGCCAUCUGCGGCAGAAAUCCAUUGUACGAUAGGAACUAAUCCCCUGGCAUGAAUGGGUGGCUUGGAAAUAAUGGAAAUAUUUUUUAUGAUUUGGAGUCAUAUAUUUGUAUGUUUAUUUAUCCACCUUUUGUGUACUUCUGUAACCUUGUACACAACAUACUGAGAUAACUUCUAAUGGUGGAUUGUGCUGCAUUACCUUAUAAACAAAUGUUUGGCAUCAUAACCUUAUCUCACCCAAUCACGAGAUGUGGUGAACUUGGUCCACCUUUGGUUUCAGAGAUCAUUAUGGGAUGAUGUUCACCUUUGGGGGGAUUGAGAUCCUCACCGCAUCAUGUCAGGGACUUGCAUCAACCUAUCACGGUUUGUUUCUCUAUAACGACCAGCUGGCUUUACAUUAUCCCGCUUAUUAUAUAGCAACUUCCUAAAAAAACCUAUUA